AAUCUAAUCAUAUAAAGUUGUAUUAUAAUAGUUAAAAAUUAUUGUUUAUAUUAAAUUGUUAUGUAGAACAUAAUUUGUCAUAUAGUAUGGCCCUUGUAAUGUUUUUUGUUAAAGUUCUGUAUGGAGUUUACUUUUCCCUUGGGACAUAACCUUCCUGUUGCCAAAAUGCAUGAGUUUGUCCUGGUUCAUCAGUAGAGGUUGAGCUUGAAUGGAAGCGUGGUUGUCAGUUGCACUUUGUGAAGAACUUUGUGCUAGCUUUUCAGUUUACAAACUUAUUCUUACUCAUUAACAAUACACUUUGCUACUUUUAGGACACUGAGGCCAGUCCAUGCAGUGACAACUCUGAGGGAGAUUCUGUGCAUGAGGAUAACUUUGAGGCCUUGUCAAAAUUAAUGGUUAAGGACUUGGUAUUUCCUGUUAACGUGCAUCUUGGACAGCACUUUACUAAGCCACCAUCACGUUAUUCUGAGGGUGCAUUGAUUAAAAAGCUAGAAGAACUUGGAAUUGGAAGGCCAUCUACUUAUGCAUCUAUAAUGGAAGUGUUGCAGGAUCGGAAGUACGUGACAGCAAAAAGUCGAGUUCUACACCCUGAGUUCCGUGGUCGAAUGGUCUCGGCAUUCCUUUUGCACCAUUUCUCUGAAGUUGCUGAUUACAGCUUUACAGCUAACAUGGAGACAGAGCUAGAUAAUGUCUCUGCUGGGUCAACUGAAUGGAAGGGUCUUCUGAAAGACUACUGGGAACGGUUCAGCAAAUAUUGUGCAGAUGCAAGUAAACUGGAUGGCAGAAAGGUAGAGAGAAUGCUUGAAGAAAAAUUUGGUCCUAUCCUCUUUCCUGAUGUUGACAAGGAUAGUAGAAUUUGCCCUAGUUGUUCUGAAGGAACCUUGAGAUUCAAUGUUAGUAGGUAUGGUGAAGGCUAUUUUAUAGGCUGUGAUCGACAUCCAAAAUGCAAGUACAUUGCUCGCUCAUUUUCACAGCAAGAAGAUGAAACUGAACCCACCGAAGAAAGUCCAAAAUCUUUUACACCCAGGUUACUUGGCGUCAUGCCUGAUUCUGAUCAAAAGGUGUUUUUGAAACAAGGCCCAUAUGGCUACUAUGUUCAGAAUGGAGAGGACAAAAAGGGACUGUUUCCGAAAAGGGCUUCCCUUUCCGAGGGAAUCAAUACAACUAUUAUUGAACUCUUGUUUCAGGUCAAAGAUAGACUCUAUUACUCUAGAAGAUGCAAUUGAGCUUUUGCAAUAUCCCAAAAUUCUGGGAAAACAUCCUGAAGAUGAUCAUCCUGUACUUAUAACACAUUCUAAAGUUGGAUACAACAUCAAGCAUAGGAGAUCUCUUGCUCAAGUGCCAAAGAAUAUGGACCCAAAGAAGAUGACACUUGAGCCUGCGCUCAAGCUUCUGAGUGGUAAAAGUGUCAGACGGAUUGGUCGACCAAAGGGGAAGGUUGAAAAGAAGGAACCCGUUGAAUGGCAUUAGCUGAGCCUGCACUCGUUACAAAAUCCUAAACGUCUGUGCUUGAUAGUCAGUCAGAGCCUUUUAUCCAUGCAAAAAAUUCAGAGUGAAGUCAAUAUUCAUAAUAUUCAUAGCCUGCAGAGGUUCAGCCUUUGGUGUGCUUAACUGCUUAUGAUGAGAGCGGAGAAGGGCUCCAAAAUAAUCUUGUCAACAAGAACAAGAACUGUCUCUCGGAAGCUGAUAACUUAUACUCCCUCCAUCACAAAUUGUAAGUCAUUCCAAAAAUCUUGAAGAGUCAAAGCAUUUUCACGUUUGACCAA
Molecule: messenger RNA, 1766 nt
Organism: Sorghum bicolor (sorghum)
Lineage: Eukaryota; Viridiplantae; Streptophyta; Magnoliopsida; Poales; Poaceae
Product: DNA topoisomerase 1
Exons: 13
Coding region: 393-1226 (277 amino acids)
Biological process (GO): DNA topological change
Molecular function (GO): DNA topoisomerase type I (single strand cut, ATP-independent) activity; DNA binding
Source: RefSeq, a predicted model, not a curated record